GGAGUGAGUGUUCCGGGUCAGAAGCUGGACGGGGAGAGGAAAUUAACUCCGGGACGAGACGGAAAAAGAACGAGGCUUGUGCUGCCCGCCUCCACACGGAGAUGUAGCCGAGAGGUUAGGUCCGCCGAGGAAAGAGAGAGGGCUCUGAAAAAAGAAAAGAGAAAAGAGGCGGCGGGGGGUCGACGUGAGACGGGGGGAGAGAGAGAGAGAGAGAGAGAGAGAGAGAGAGAGAGAGAGAGAGAGAGAGAGAGGGAAAAAAAAAACAGGUGCCUACAAAAGUGACCAAAGUGAGACGACGACGGAGAGCGAGUCCCCAUGUUCGUCGCGGUCGUCGGCAGCAGCAGCAGCUGGAGUUUCGGUGUUCGUCGCUCCGCUCGCGUUUGACGGCGAAUCCAGUCCGCGACUGUCCCGUCGGAGCAAUCUGUUGCAUCCCCCCCCUCCUCCACCUCCCCCCCCCCCGCUGUUUGUUUACCGCACGGGACCGAGGCGAUCCGUCCGCAGCAUGUUUCACUGUAUCCCCCUGUGGCGGUGCAACCGUCACGUGGAGCUGAUCGAUAAGCGCCACUGCUCGCUGCUCUACGUGCCCGACGACAUCUACCGCUACGGACGGAGUUUGGAGGAGCUGCUGCUGGAUGCCAACCAACUGCGGGACUUGCCCAAGCCAUUUUUCCAGCUGGUGAAACUAAGAAAACUUGGCCUGAGUGACAACGAGAUCCAGAGACUUCCACCAGAAAUAGCCAACUUCAUGCAGCUGGUAGAACUGGACGUCUCUCGAAAUGAUAUUAUGGAAAUUCCAGAGAGCAUUUCAUACUGCAAAGCCCUCCAAGUGGCAGAUUUCAGUGGAAAUCCAUUAACAAGGUUACCUGAAAGCUUUCCAGAGCUGCGGAAUCUAACAUGCCUUUCCAUCAAUGAUAUUUCAUUGCAAGUUCUCCCAGAAAACAUUGGAAACCUUUCCAAUUUGGUAUCACUAGAACUCAGAGAAAAUCUGCUCACAUUCCUACCUGAGUCACUAUCUCUGCUUCAUAGACUUGAAGAACUCGACCUAGGAAAUAAUGAGCUAUACAGUCUGCCGGAGUCGAUAGGCUGCCUUGUCAGCUUAAAGGACUUAUGGCUGGAUGGAAACCAGUUGGCUGAAAUACCUGCGGAGAUGGGCAGUAUGAAGAGCCUGCUGUGUCUGGAUGUGUCAGAGAACAAACUGGGGAACCUCCCCGAGGAGCUGGGAGGCCUGCUGUCACUAUGUGACCUGCUGGUGUCUCAGAACUUCAUUGAUGCUUUACCUGAGAGCAUUGGAAAACUGCGGAAGCUCUCUAUCCUGAAAGCUGAUCAGAAUAAACUAACUUAUCUUCCAGAGAGCAUCGGCAACUGUGAAAGUCUCACUGAACUUGUGCUCACAGAGAACCAUCUACAGAGUUUGCCAAGGAGUAUUGGGAAAUUGAAGCUACUUUCAAACUUCAACUGUGACAGAAACCAGCUAAUGUCACUCCCCAAGGAGAUCGGUGGCUGCCGCAGUCUGAAUGUCUUCUGUGUACGAGAGAACAGACUGACGCGGAUUCCGUCAGAGCUUUCGCAAGCCACAGAACUGCACGUGUUCGAUGUCUCCGGAAAUAGGCUCAUCCACUUACCAAUGUCGCUGACCACGCUACGGCUGAAAGCCUUGUGGCUGUCAGAGAACCAGUCGCAGCCUCUCCUCACCUUCCAGACCGACGAGGAUCCUGACUCGGGUGAGAAGGUGCUGACCUGCGUGCUGCUGCCUCAGCAGCCGAGUGAACCAGACAAUAAAGGCUCUGAUAAUCUUGCCCGCUUUGGAGCCCUGGAGAGCCUGGUGAAUGACAUGGCAGACGAUACGUGGGACAACAAAGCUGUGAACCGGAUCAGUUCCAUCCACUUCCUGGAUGAUGAGGAGGAGGAGGAUGACGACAAGGGAACUCUUCUUCGGCGGGCCACGCCUCACCCUGGUGAGCUGAAGACGAUGAAGAAAGCGGCCGAGAACCUCCGCAACGACCUGAACGCUGCCAAAGGCCUGGACUCCAACAAAAAUGAGGUCAAUAACGCUGCAGAUAGAGUGACCACGUCUGUGUGACCUUUACCUCAAAUGUUUUUUACCUCCUGUCUCUCACCGUGUCGUCCUGCACAACCCCUGCAGCCCACCCCCACCCCCUAGUUUUUUUUCUUUUACCCACAAACCCCGUUGUGGCCUACCCCUCCUCUGGUUAAGCCCUGGGACGCCUGCAACCUUACUCCAUCCCCAGUCCUGUGUAAAACGUGUUUGACUCAGUCGACCAGGGCCGCUGUGCCUUCCUUCUUUCGAAUUAACGUCCACAGCAAUAAUCUGCACAGAGAUGCUCCUUUUAAAAGAUAUUUUAAAGAUUUAAUACUUUUUUUUAAAAAUGCCUCUUUUUAAAAAUUUACAUUAGGUAGUUGCACUAUUAUAAGUCUUUAUAAUAUGGUCAAAUCUUCUUAAAUGUAUUAUAUAUAUUUGUUCUAUAUCUAUUUUUAAAACACUGGGUAAAUACUUCUUUUUACAUUUUGAGCAAACAAAAGCAGGAGUUUUUGGACCUACUGAUUAAGGAUUAUUGUAUAGUCUUUUGUGAAUAUUGAUACUUUUAUACUUUUCGGCAGCUCAGAUGUAAAUAAAUAUGUAUAGUAAAUUUCUUAAUCAGUUGCAGAUUUUCAACCUUUUUCUUCUCUGUUUCAAACCUGGUACUUUUUUCUUUUCUUUUUCCUCUUUAAAUCAAAGCAAUGAACAAAACACAGUCACUAAUGUCUUAUUCAAAGCAUAUAAUUGUCAAUGGGUGAUUGGAUGGCUUUGGAUCCUCAUUUUGUUCAUCUGUAAAAUAUCAAGACCUUUAUUUUGGAUUAAUGAAUAUAUUUGGUUAAUUAAGUUUGGAAUAAAGUUAUGCGCAUCAAAGUUAAAUGACUCACCUGCAAUAUAAUUAUGCAGGAAUAACAAAUGCCAUCUUAUUUAUAUGUGCUGUGCUUCACUGCUUUGCAAUGUUUUUUCAAAUAGAUGCCAAAACCAGCUGUAUAUUUUUUUUAAAAAGUUUUCCUUGCCUUGCCUAACAGAGAGUACUGUUCAGAAUAAUCGUCACAGGUUUGGUGAGAAAGAGGUUUGUACCGCUAGGAUGACAUCCUCUCAAAAUGCAGUUGUUAGAAGUUCCACUUGAAUGCACUUCUCAGUGUUUCUCAGAUCUUACUCUUUUAUUAUGGUACAUGAUAAGUUGUAUUAUUUUGUUUUAAACUGAUUUGCAAAAAAAUUGGACCUCAGAAAUUGGUUCAAGUGAUGGUUUUUAUGUUCUUAAUUAUUUCCUGAUCAAACUGCACAAGGCGGAUCUCAAACAGGUGCUGGACCUGGAGAUCUGGAGGACUUUUUAACCACUGAUCAAUAAAAUGAGUGCAACACCAAA
Scophthalmus maximus (turbot) is the source of this 3404-nucleotide messenger RNA. RefSeq names its product leucine rich repeat containing 1 (gene lrrc1). The coding region runs from base 503 to 2080 and encodes 525 amino acids. Gene Ontology annotation, cellular component: postsynaptic density; adherens junction; postsynaptic membrane. NCBI's taxonomy places the organism in Eukaryota, Metazoa, Chordata, Actinopteri, Pleuronectiformes, Scophthalmidae. The transcript has 14 exons. The record is from RefSeq and is a predicted model, not a curated record. Gene Ontology annotation, biological process: neurotransmitter receptor transport, endosome to postsynaptic membrane; neurotransmitter receptor transport postsynaptic membrane to endosome. Gene Ontology annotation, molecular function: protein binding.